UACUGUUGUUUGCUCCAGCGGUCAUGUUACCUUGGGUGAAGCCUUGAUUUAUCCUAUUGGUGCUUUUAUUCUGGAUGAGACUUUUUAACCCUUUCCACUCAUGCCUCACAGAGUUACUCACUCUGGCCCAAGGCUUCUCCUCCAUGCCUUGUUGAUCGUCCGAGUGGCCCACUCAGGACUGAUGUUGUUGUUGAUCUGGUCCAUCGCAAACACAACAAGAUUGCUUGGCAGCCGAGAACCGGCCCGGAUCCGGAGCAGGUAUACUGCGUUGCUUUCUCCCGUGAGUCCAGAUGCUCACAGUCAGGUUGGAACAGGGUCGAAUCAAUUCAUUGCGCUGCUGAUCGCACUGCGCAUUACGUGGUACUCCGUGAUCUAAUCUCCAGCCCAAGCUCAUGCGCCUCCGUGGCUCACCUGUCAGUGAGUAACCUAAGGGAGCG
Molecule: messenger RNA, 437 nt
Organism: Aspergillus saccharolyticus JOP 1030-1
Lineage: Eukaryota; Fungi; Ascomycota; Eurotiomycetes; Eurotiales; Aspergillaceae
Exons: 1
Coding region: 101-376 (91 amino acids)
Source: RefSeq, a predicted model, not a curated record